Aspergillus puulaauensis is the source of this 1599-nucleotide messenger RNA. RefSeq names its product MFS transporter. Gene Ontology annotation, biological process: transmembrane transport. The record is from RefSeq and is a predicted model, not a curated record. The transcript is spliced from 6 exons. Gene Ontology annotation, molecular function: transmembrane transporter activity. NCBI's taxonomy places the organism in Eukaryota, Fungi, Ascomycota, Eurotiomycetes, Eurotiales, Aspergillaceae. Bases 1 to 1599 code for a protein of 532 amino acids.
AUGGAUAUCGAACCAGGCAAGCGUGACAAGCCCACAGAGGGCGCUGAGGACCCACAGCAUGACGUCGGCAAGAUGGAGGUGGUUGACGACGCCGAGAUGGAGCAGUUCUAUGGCGCUGCCACCUCGGACGCGUACCGGCUCAAGUCGGAGCUGGUCUCGCAGUGCAUGACGGAGAUUGGGAUGGGAUGGUUCCAGUGGAAGGUGUUCGUCGUGACGGGGUUUGGGUUUGUUGUUGAUAACCUGGCGAGCCAAGGAAUAGCGUCUGUUCAGCCGCCCAUCCAGCUCGAGUUCUCCGGUAUCAAGCAGGUCAGUUAUAGUUCUGUGGCAUACUAUGUCGGUCUCAUCCUUGGUGCCUCGUUCUGGGGCAUCUCGUGCGACUUGAUCGGCCGCAAGCCCGCGUUCAACAUCACCCUGGUUGUAGCUGGUGUGUUUCUCUGUGGAGCAGCUGGAACAAUGAAUUUUGUUGCGUUCUGUUCCAUGUGGGCGGUUAUAGGGACUGCCGCUGGUGGAAAUGUACCAGCCAGCUCUCUGAUUUGCCUUGAAUUUCUCCCACCAAGCCACCAGUUCCUCCUCACAGCCCUCAGCGCCUGGUGGAUGUUCGGCCAGCUGGUCGUGUCCCUGCUGGCAUGGGUCUUUCUCGCAAACUUCUCCUGCCCUACAGAUGCCACGCCCGACACCUGCUCCCGGGCUGAGAACAUGGGCUGGAGAUACACCCUCAUAACCCUCGGCGGCCUCGCGCUCGCAUUCACACUCAUCCGCAUCUUCAUCUUCAAAAUGCCCGAAACGCCACGCUACCUGCUCUCCCAAGGCAAAGACCAAGCCGUCGUCGACGCAGUCAACUACGUCGCGCGUCAGAACAGCAAACCCGAGCCACUGACCCUCAGCAUGCUCCAAGCCAUCGACACCCGACUCGGCAUGGCCCCUGCUGCAGCAGAAACUGGUGGCACCGGGCUCUCAACGCUGGAAAUCAUCCACGAAAACAUGAAAGACUUCCGCGGCUCACACUACUCUGCGCUCUUCGCAACACGCAAACUCUCCUUCCACACAGCCCUGAUCUGGGCGAUAUGGCUCGUCAUCGGGGUUGCAUACCCGCUCUACUUCAACUUCCUCCCCUCGUAUCUGGCGACCAGAUUCACCGAGGCUUCGUCCCUCGACCUCACGUAUAGGAACUACUGCAUCCAGUCUGCCGUUGGGAUUGUGGGCCCGCUUUCUGCUGCGGUCCUCGUGAAUACGUUCCUGGGCCGCCGCUGGAUGAUGGGCAUUUCGGCGAUUGUUACCGGUGUUUUCCUCUUUGCCUAUGUCGGUGUCUCUACGCAGGUUGCUAGUUUGGCUUUUACCUGUGUGACUGGAUUACUCGGGAACUUUGAAUACGCCGUCAUGUUCGCAUUCACACCAGAGUCCUUCCCAGCCCCCCAUCGAGGCACAGGAACCGGCACCGCGGCGUCGCUUCUGCGCCUUGGUGGGCUUGUGGCCAGUGUGGUUUCGUCGCAGACGGGGUUCACCACUGCGCCGCUUUAUGCGAGUGCGGCGCUGUGGAUUGCUGUUGGGGUGAUUUGCUUUGGGUUGCCGUUUGAGACGCAUGGGCGGCCUGCUAUUUAA